This is a messenger RNA of Rodentolepis nana, 1431 nucleotides long. NCBI's taxonomy places the organism in Eukaryota, Metazoa, Platyhelminthes, Cestoda, Cyclophyllidea, Hymenolepididae. The record is from the annotation of a GenBank genome assembly.
AUGGCAUUAAUGGGUGUUAUCCGUAGUCUAAUUUUUUCACGUGGAUUUAGAACCUUAUCUAUAUUAAAUGCUAGGUCUAGACAGCCUAAUAGAAAUAAAAACUCAGGCAGCAAAUGGGAUGAUAGCUUGGAAAUAGAUGACGAAUUCUAUGAUGCUAUUGAGAACUUAUCUAACACACUUGUCACAGAUACAUCACGUUCUGUAGCUGAAAGUCUUACUGAGGAUCAUAAGAGUGCUCGAAAAAGGAUUAAAGCGCAAAUACUUUACAAAAAAUUGCUCAAGGGUUCUCCAGAAUCAUCUAUCCUUUCAUACCGUGCGAGAGAACAGAUAUCACAUUUAUCAUUAACAGACCCAUCUGAGUGGACUUCAAACGCUAUUUCAGAAUUUUUUCCAAUAUCAGAACGUGGAGCGCACGCUUUUUUAAGGAAACAGAGCAAGAAUCCGUAUCGUAUCUUCCGCUCACUUGAUCGAGUUAUACGCUUCGACACUGAAGCGAUAAAACUCUGGCUUAUUAUUAUUGAAACGAUUUGCAUGGCACAAGUUACAGAAUUAGUCAAAUCUGAGGAAUCUCAGAUACGGCAAGUCUUGGCCACUCAGUUACCACCAGGACUUCGGUGGACUGGAAUGGAAAAUGUUCUUUCUAGACUUGCUUAUGUAGAUGGGAACCCAAAUCUACCUUUUCCACCUCAAAAUUCAUUAGAUGCUUAUAACUUCGCUCUAUCUACCCACAAACCUGGUUAUUUUCAGCAGAUUGCUGAAACCUACUACAAACCAGCCGAUACAGACGAAAAGUCCCUCAGUAUUCGCGGGCAGCAGGAACUAGAUCUUUCAAUCGGAGGGGGAAUCGAUGACCCUUCUGAACGGACUUCUAAUGACCACGAUAAGCGGCAUUCUAUCAUAUCACGAAUGGAUCAACAAACAACUGGUCAAUAUUUGAGUGUGCUUCCACCUAUAGUUACUUUCAGCCAUCAGGAGAUUGACCCAGCCGUCAAAGCACAAGAAGAAAAACAGAUCCCGAAACUAAGGACUCAGGAUCAAAUAAAUCCAGGAGUUAAUCAGAGUCAAUCUCCAGGCAACCGUGGAAACCCAAAGGAUCGCCGCCAUGUCCGUCCAAUACUCUCCUCCUCUCAUUCUCCUCCUUCAACAAUAGCAGCAUUUAAACCACGAAAUCUCCAAGAUUAUUUGAAUUGUCCCUUCCGACGCAAGCCUUUCGUAUGUGAAAGGGGAGAUUCUGAAAGAUCCACCUCCAAUCAACAUUUAAGUCGACGCAAACUUCUUCACACUGGUGGUAAGUCGCUGAUUCUGACAAUAAGUAGCAUGAGGUCCACAUGUGAAGAGUGUAGAAAGGCCUAUGCCCGAUCUACGGAUCGAGCCAAGUGUAUGGUGAAGGAUGGUCAACAACGUGACUCGGUUGAGCAGGUAAACCUAUGA